This is a messenger RNA of Sebastes umbrosus (honeycomb rockfish), 5993 nucleotides long. It is a transcript of the gene herc3, whose product is annotated as HECT and RLD domain containing E3 ubiquitin protein ligase 3. The transcript is spliced from 25 exons. Gene Ontology annotation, molecular function: ubiquitin protein ligase activity. Lineage: Eukaryota; Metazoa; Chordata; Actinopteri; Perciformes; Sebastidae. Gene Ontology annotation, biological process: protein ubiquitination; ubiquitin-dependent protein catabolic process. The coding region runs from base 275 to 3421 and encodes 1048 amino acids. The record is from RefSeq and is a predicted model, not a curated record.
CUUCCUUCACUUCCUGAUCAGCGGACCAAUCACAGCGCUCCCUCCUCUACCGUCCAGUGACGUAGACAGCUGUGGUACUUCCUCGUUUGUUUCCUGAGCUUGAACCGAAACCAGACGUCCAGUUUCAGCAUGCAUCUGUCCAGGGUUGGACUUUACAUGAAGAGAAGAAAGCGGGGCUGCUCUAAAGUCUGAACAUUUUUUGUCUUCCUCCAUCUGGCCGUCACUCUCUCUGCCUCUUCAGAUUGGUGCUUAUCCCCUCUCCCACCUUGCCAACAUGCUGUGUUGGGGUAAUGCAAAGGAUGGACAGCUGGGUAUUGGCACAGAGAGGAACCCCAUGUUUGAGCCGAGGAACUGUCAUGUGUUCAGUGGCAGGGGACUGAAAGAGGUGACCUGUGGAGGGCAACACUCAAUGUUCCUGCUGCACGAUGGUAGUGUGUACACAUGUGGUUCUAACAGCUGUGGACAGCUGGGCCACGACAAACCAGGGACUUCCCCAGAGCUUGUAGGAGCUCUGGAUACUCAGACGAUAACAAUGGUGUCGAGUGGUCGGGCUCAUUCGAUGGCGGUGAAUGAGCAGGGUCAAGUGUUUGCGUGGGGAGCCGGCGAAGGGGGCCAGCUCGGCCUGGGGAGUGCAGAGAUGGCUGUUCGAAUCCCAAGGUUGGUCAAAAGGCUGUGUGACCACCGGAUCUCUCAAGUAAUGUGUGGGAAUCAGCACUGCAUUGCACUUUCUAGAGAUGGCCAGCUGUUCACGUGGGGCCAGAACACCAGCGGUCAGCUCGGCCACGGGAAAGGAGAGUCCAGCAAGCUGUUCCCUCAUCCUCUCAAGUCUCUGGCGGGUAUUCCUCUGGCACAGAUCACUGCCGGGGGAGACCACAGCUUUGCUCUCUCCUUGUCCGGAGCUGUGUUUGGAUGGGGCAAAAACAAAGCCGGACAACUGGGUCUCAAUGAUAAACAAGAUCGGGCUGUCCCGUGUCACAUCAAAUUUUUGAGAUCUCAAAAAGUUGUUCACAUCAGCUGUGGAGAUGAACACACAGCGGCCCUCACAAAGGACGGCGGCUUGUUUACAUUUGGCGAAGGCUCGUGGGGUCAGCUGGGUCACGGCUCCACCAAUAAUGAACUUUUACCCAGAAGGGUGCUGGAGCUCAUGGGCAGUGAGGUGUCCCAGAUCACCUGUGGCAGGCACCACACGUUGGCAUUUGUGCCUUCCUCUGACGUGGUGUAUGCGUUUGGUUGUAACAGCCACGGCCAGCUGGGCACAGGAAUACUGGGGGAUGCCAGAAGCCCAUUUCCUGUCAAGGCCAGUUUCCUGACUGGAAAUUUCCAUAGAACAGAAUCAAAAAAAUAUACAGUGACCAAAAUCAUCUGUGGAGGAGACCAUAGCUUCUUGUUGUACUCGAAUGAACAGAGUUUUGUCCCCCCAGAAGACUUCAGAGUGAUUAAUGUCAGUAAAUCACUCGCCCCGUUCAAUUAUGAACGAUUAAAUUCAUGGAGGUUAAAGCUGAUGUACAGCACAGACUCUGGUGUCACAAAUGACAUUAUAAUUCAACUCUCCUCUACGGCUUGUUGGAACGCCAGCUUCUUGGACCAAAGUGAUGAUACCCACUUCAAAACCAACCCAAAGAUCCCUGGCAUCGAUCUCAACGCUGUCAAAAAGCUUUUUGAGACGCUCAGCAAACCGGCUUUCUCUGGACUUCUGGAGCAGGCCACCAAGAGUUUUGAGAGUCUGAUGAUCCCUCAGCUGCCGCGCUCCCCUCCUGACGUCGAGGCUAUGAGGAUCUACCUCAUCUUGUCUGAGUACCCAGCCCUGAUGGACUCUAAGAACUACAUCCGCCUCACUAUCCCCCUGGCAAUGGCCAUCCUCCGGCUGGACGCCAACCCUGGCAAAGUAUUGGAUAACUGGUGGUGUUUAGUGGACUGCAAUGUGUUCACCAGAAUGGUCGACAUGUACAAGAGCAUCGUUGUGUUCAUGCUAACGGGAGGCAAGACACUGCUUGUACCGGUGUUCUUCGAGAACUACUUUGUCGCCACAUUAAGGCUGCUGGAGAAACUUCACAAGGUAAACUUAAAGGCCCGCCAUGUGGAGUACAACCGCUUUUAUAUCCCUGAUGUCACCAGCCUGGUGGACAUCCAGGAAGACUACCUCAAAUGGUUUCUGAGUAAAGCUGACAUCAAACAAUCAUCCUCCCCUUCACAGAGUGACUUCCCCUCAGUGAACCUAUGUGCCUACCCGUUCAUACUGAACGCUCAAGCCAAGACAACCAUGCUGCAAACAGACGCUGAACUGCAAAUGCAGAUGGCAGUAAGCGGUGCAAACCUACACAACGUCUUUAUGCUGCUCACGCUGGAACCCCACCUUGCUAGGAACCCUUACUUGGUGCUUCACGUACGCAGGGACCAUUUAGUGAGUGACACAUUACGAGAGCUCACCAUGUACUCUGAUGUGGACCUCAAGAAACCGCUCAAGGUGAUCUUUGAUGGCGAGGAGGCCGUGGAUGCAGGCGGUGUAACUAAAGAGUUCUUCCUGCUGCUGUUAAAGGAGCUGAUGGAUCCUGUAUACGGGAUGUUCACUCAUUACAAAGACUCCAACCUGCUGUGGUUCUCAGACAAAUGUUUUGUUGAGCAGAACUGGUUUCACCUGAUCGGGAUCAUCUGCGGUCUGGCCAUCUACAACUCCACGGUGGUGGACCUCCACUUCCCCCUGGUCCUCUACAAGAAGGUGCUCAAUGUGACGCCAACGCUGGAGGACUUCAAGGAGCUCUCACCCACCGAGGCCAGGAGUCUGCAACAACUUCUAGACUACGACGGAAGUGAUGUGGAGGAGACGUUUCUUCUCAACUUUGCUAUCACAAGGGAGAACUAUGGGAUGACAGAAGUCAAGGAGCUCGUUCCUGGAGGAGAGAGCAUCAGUGUAGACAAAAACAACAGGAAGGAGUUUGUAGAGGCCUACCUGCGCUACGUGUUCUCAGGCUCGGUGAGCGAGCAGUACUCGGCCUUCUCCUCUGGCUUCCUGAAGGUGUGCGGUGGGGAGAUCCUGUCGCUGUUCCAGCCCUCCGAGCUGAUGGCCAUGGUGGUCGGCAACAACAACUACAACUGGGAGGAAAUGGAGAAGAAUGCUGUUUACAAAGGGGAAUAUACAGCCACUCAUCCAACCGUCAGAUUGUUCUGGGAGGUUUUCCACGAGUUCCCUCUGGAGAAGAAGAAGCAGUUCUUAUUGUUCCUGACCGGCAGCGACCGUAUCCCCAUCCACGGCAUGGAGAGCAUGCGCAUCGUCAUCCAGUCCACCACAGCAGAGGAGCACUACCUGCCGGUGGCCCACACCUGCUACAACCUGCUGGACAUGCCCCGCUACCAGACCAAAGAGAUCCUGCGCCGCCGUCUCACUCGGGCUGUGGAGCAGUACGAGGGCUUCAGCCUGGUCUGAGGGCGGGGAGACACACAUGCAGCAGUUUUAAUGCACUUUAACAGCAAUACGACCCCCAUGUCCGUGUCAAAAGAGUGUUAUGGGGGACUUGGGGACACAGGAAGGUCACUCUCUUUAUAUGCUCUCACAAGAUUGUUAAACAUCUUGAAUCUGAAAGGUCUAUCUAUGUAAAUGCAAAACUAUUAUUGUUUUUAUUGCUUUGGGCAAUUUCUCAACCUUUUAGGACCAUUUGCAAGAUAUUUUAAACACUGGUGUAAGGACAUUUAUUUGAAAUAUAUCACAGUCCCUGAAAUAAAAAUGACAUAAUUAAAUUCACACGACAACCUGGGAUCAUAAACAUUUUGUGACCAAAAAUCAAGGGCCAGAGGAGGUUGAGAAACUCUCUUUAUUAAUGUCUUUUUUCUUUUCUUUUUUUUUUGCACAACUGUGUAUUUUAUAUUCAACUCCUUAAAUUCUAUUUUUUACCUUUUAAAGAUAUAUGUUAUUACCUUGAGACAAUAUAUCUGCUUUUUGUUACUUUUAAUUUAACAAAUAGAGUGGCUAUUUUUUGACGAAAUAUAAAAUGUGUAUAUAUGUAUGUAAAUAGCACUUUGAAUAUAAUCUUUACAUUGGGAGGAGUGUUUGUCCCGCUGAUCCUUUUAAUGGGAGAGUAUUCAGCAGGCAGAAAGGUGGCGGAUGAAACUAUGUUGAAUAUGAUUUGCAAUCCCUUGUUUCUUUUUGAGCUGUGGAUCACAGAGCAGCUGACUUUGUCUUGAACCUGCAUUCAACAGUGUUGCCUUCUACAGCAAAACCUACAUGAAAAGCUGACUUUUAAAGUUUUUUUUUUAGUGGUGGUCGUCUGUGUGCAUGUUCUUGAGUGAAAGCUAAAAACCUGAUUGUCAUUUAAAGAAUUUGACAUUUUUGGGAAAUAUGCUUAUUAGCUUUCUGGCAGAGAGUUAGAUGAGAAGACUGAUACCAUUAUCAUAAACUGUACUGUAAAGGUGGCAACUAGCAGCCGGUUAACUUAGCUUAGGACAAAGAAGACAGGAGACGGGUGAAGCCGUCCAACAGUAACAAAACCCAUGUACCAGUACCGCUAAAGCUCACUAACUAACACUAUACAUUAUACAGUAUCUUGUUUGUUUAACAUGUACAAAAAAACAGAGUGUAAAAACGAGAAUUCAGCGUUUUACAGCGACUUAUGUAGCGGACUAUUUCCUGGCUGUGACCUGGGUGUUGGACCGCGUUCUGUGACCUUAUUAGAAAAGAAAUGUCAAGACCGGCCUGUAUUGCCACCGCAAACGUGUAUUAUUCAUUUAUUAUUGCAUGCCUUUCCUGAUAGCUGUUACCAAACCUGGUGUCACAAAAGUAUUUAGAUACAAUUUCUGGCAACUUGAUCAGAGCCAGGAAAUAGUUGGGCACAUAAUAACCCCAUUUAUAACGGUCAAAUUGUUGUUUUUUACACUUUGGUAUUUGUACAAAUUGAACGAAUUACAUACACUAUGGUAAUAGUUGAGCUUUAGAGCUGCUAGUUGGCAGAUUUUGUAACCGUUAGAGAAAGCCAGACUAGCGGUUUCCCCAAUUUCCUGUCUUUUGUUUUUUUUUAAAUCCAAGCCAACCGGCUGCUAUCUGCAGCUUCAUCAGAAUAAGUUUUAUUUGCUAAGAACAUACAUACAAGGAAAUUUGAUUCCGUCUUUUUAUGCAUCUCUCUAAGCGUUCUCAGAAAACAGAAUAAACAAACAAAAACAUAAAAAGUACUAGAGAGCGCAACACCGAGGCCGCCACUCACGGCACCAUCUUGAUAUAAGAUAUCGUAUUUAGCUGACGUUAGCUCUCAACCAGAAAGUGAAUAAAAGUAUGUCCGAAAAUGUCCUUUAAUACUAAAUAUAUAAUCAUUAAAAUUAAUAAUUGUAAUUGGUGUUGCAGAUAAUUAAAUUGUGACAUUUGUGGCAGGAAGACACAAUAUUUAACGCUAACAGUGUGGGCGGUUUGCCUCUAUUUAGAUAUAGUCAGUUGAUAAACUGUAUCUAGCAUAUCACUUGUUUCAAAACUUGCCCUGAUGCUGUAUUUAUUCCUACAGUCAAAGCUCUUAAUCCAAACUGAUGUUUAAUUAGGUUGUGCAUUGGCGUGAAGUGUGUGAAAUGGUCUUGCAUAUACAUAUAUUUUUUAUAUAUUUCAUACUACAGUGGUGUCAAAGUGACUUCAGACAGUAAAUGACUUGAUAUGUCCCGACUGAGAGGUCACACUGACACGUCCGUUUAGCAAUAACAAGCUGAAACAGCCCAGUAAUGUAGUGAUGAUGAUAACUCUGGGUUGUUCUUCUUAAGGUCUUAUACACUGGACUCUUCUAAGAGGUUUUCUUAGGACAGUCCAUCUUCUUGCUUUGCUCUAUGCUGCAUGUUCACACAUGUUCAGUCAGUAUUCGACUAAUUAAAGCUCAUUUCUCCUGCAGACUUUAGUCCUAUGCAAAGGUUGUGCAGCCCUUGACUUUUUUAAUGUGCAAAUGAAAAUGUGAUUUUUUUGCAUAUUUGUCUGAAAUCUACACAAAGCUUUCUGUUCCAGCCAACUUUCUAAAUAAACAAUAAUAGUGUUC